This is a messenger RNA of Spinacia oleracea (spinach), 1938 nucleotides long. Its product is annotated as receptor protein kinase CLAVATA1-like. The coding region runs from base 1 to 1938 and encodes 645 amino acids. Gene Ontology annotation, molecular function: protein binding. The record is from RefSeq and is a predicted model, not a curated record. The transcript has a single exon. NCBI's taxonomy places the organism in Eukaryota, Viridiplantae, Streptophyta, Magnoliopsida, Caryophyllales, Amaranthaceae.
AUGGCUUAUUAUUGCUUAAUUUCACUGAUGAUUUUGUUAAAUUCUUCCACUUUCUGCUAUGGUUACACAGAACUCGAACUACUGCUAAAACUGAAGGCCUCUUUAGCAGGACCUCAAAGAAUAGCCCUUGAAGACUGGAAACAAUCUUCAUCUCCUACAUCACAUUGCUCGUUUUCAGGAGUCUCAUGCGACAUAAACUCUCGAGUAAUCAGUCUAAACAUCUCAUAUGUACCUCUAUACGGAUCAAUCCCACCUGAAAUCGGUCAGUUUAGUCAGCUGAAAACUCUGGUUUUAGCAGCUACUAAUCUGACAGGAAAUCUUCCACCCCAAGUAGCAAACUUAACAUCCUUGCAAGUCCUCAACAUCUCCAACAACAAUAUAAGUGGAGAUUUCCCUUCAAUCAAAAUGAUCCAGCUACAAGUCUUGGAUGUCUACAACAACAACUUCUCGGGCCCACUACCCAAAGAACCCGCGAACCUUAAGAAACUGAAGCAUCUGAGUCUUGGAGGAAACUACUUCUCAGGUGGGAUCCCAUCUCAGUACUCACAACUCCAAGGUUUGGAGUACUUGGGUCUAAAUGGUAAUUCACUAUCUGGUAAACUUCCUUCGAGUUUAUCACUUUUAUCGAAUCUUCAGUUCUUAUAUGUGGGCUACUUCAACACUUUCGAAGGAGGUAUACCUACUGAAUGGGCUUUAUUAAGAUCACUUCGAGUUCUUGAUGCAUCUAGUUGCAACCUUUCUGGUACAAUCCCUUCAACUUUGAGUCACUUGAAUGAGUUAGAGAAACUUUACCUGCAACGUAACAACUUUACCGGUCAUAUCCCAACUGAAUUAGGUAGUUUACCAACCUUGGAUGCACUUGAUCUUUCUGAUAAUUCACUCACAGGUACUAUACCUGCAAGUUUUUCCCAGCUAAAGAAUCUUGAACUUCUCAACCUAUUUUCCAACAAAAUGGAUGGUCCGAUACCUGAGCUUCCUACGAUUAAGAAACUAAAUCUAUGGGACAACAACUUCAACGGUCAUCUCCCGGAAAAUCUUGGCAAGAAUUGGAAGCUUGAGUGGGUUGAUGUAGCAGAUAAUCAAAUCAAAGGUCCAAUUCCAAAACAUCUAUGCAAAGGUGGUAAACUACAAGGAUUAAUACUGUAUGGUAAUUCUUUCUCUGGUCCAAUUCCUGAUGAGCUAGGAGCCUGCAAGUCCUUGGUUCGGGUCAGAUUAUCAACAAACUCGUUAAAUGGUUCGAUUCCUCCUGGAAUUUUGAACUUGCCAAUGGCUAAUAUCAUUGAGAUUAGUCACAACAAUUUAACUGGUGAACUCCCUUUGUUUACUUUUACCUCAGCAGAUUCACUCGCGACUCUAGAUUUAUCUAACAACUCCAUCACAGGAAGUAUUCCUCCUUAUAUUCAGAACUUUGUCAGAUUACAGAAACUCUUUCUGGGAAGUAAUAAGUUAUCAGGAAACGUUCCUGAUGAAUUAUUCAGUCUGAAAAACAUAUCAGUCAUAAAUGUAAAACAGAACAACAUUCAUGGGGUGAUACCGAAAUCAAUAGGAAAUUGCUCAUCUCUUAUGACCUUGGAUUUGAGUAACAAUAAUCUUGGUGGAAGAAUCCCAGAUGAGAUCUCAAACCUGAGGAUCUUGAGCAGUCUGAAUCUGUCAGAAAAUCAUUUUGUUGGUGAAAUUCCGACAGAAAUGAAGAAUAUGAUUAGUUUAGUGACACUUGACCUUUCUUAUAACAACUUUUCAGGUAAAAUCCCAACUGAUGGACAGUUUUCUUUCUUCAAGGCGGAUUCUUUUACCGGUAACCCGAACCUUUGCUCUCCAUUUCAGUCAACUUGUGCUUCAGCUGCUGUUACAAGCUCGGUUCCUGGUUCUCAAAUAGGGACAUUCAAAACUAUACUCUUUACUUGUAAGCUGUACUUUAUUUUCUUGUAUUCUAGCUAG